Molecule: messenger RNA, 1740 nt
Organism: Diaporthe amygdali
Lineage: Eukaryota; Fungi; Ascomycota; Sordariomycetes; Diaporthales; Diaporthaceae
Exons: 2
Coding region: 1-1740 (579 amino acids)
Biological process (GO): regulation of DNA-templated transcription
Molecular function (GO): zinc ion binding; DNA-binding transcription factor activity, RNA polymerase II-specific
Source: RefSeq, a predicted model, not a curated record
AUGUCGCCGCAUGGCAUGCCUCUCCUCCGCCGAGCCUGUGACCGUUGUCACAGCCAGAAACUCAGCUGUCAGCGCCACGACAACGGCUCCUGCGAGCGAUGUGUCAAGGCAAACACGACAUGUACGUCGAGCCCCUCGCAGCGGAACCGUGGGGCCAGGUCUCAGUCGUCGUCGACUACAUCGUUGCGGGCCAACAACAGGCGCAAUGGCCAUGCUAGCGUGGGCAAGCCGGGCAGGGCCCUGUCGAUGCUCAACACGGAAAUAGAAAGAGCCGGAGGAGACAUCCGCCUCCCGGACGCGGUGGCGAACAAUAAUAACAACAACAACAACAAUAACAAUGGCGAUAGCAGCUUCGACGACGCCAUGCGCGAGCUGAUGUCAACGCCUGCUGUCGAGCGAGGCCCGGGACUUCAUCAUUUCCAGGACGUCGGCGCCGACAUGGACAGCGGCAGCGCCGCGGAGACGCUGGACAACAGCCAGAUGGAUGGGAUCGUCUCGCAUGAUUCAGGCCGCGACGAGUCCGUGGAUGUUGACUGGAACAUGAGCACUGCGAGUGCCUUCUCGAUAAGCGAUUUCGACUUCCAGUCGUCUCUGGGUCUGGGGCUAUUGCAAACUUCACCCACGACCCCUGAGAGUCUACAUGCGAGCCCAAACCUUAACAACACCGAUCAGAAUAGAUACUGCAUCCUGCAGAGCCUCAGUGGGACCGUGACGCCGGCAACUACUACCACCAUCGCCGUGAGCGGCGGCAGCAGUAGCAGCAAAGUAGCCGGAUUCUUUGACAACUACCCAAGCAGGAAUAUGAGAGGUCUGACGACUACGUCGACCAGCAAGAGCCAGAGACAGAGCCCGAGCCGUAGUCAAAGUCAGAGGCAGGAGCAACAGUCUCAGCAUCGGCCUCGUACCACCACCCAGACUGACGGACAGUGGCUCCAGAAGCUGGUUGAGAUCAACGUGCGUCUCUUCAACCACGCCAAUCAGGUCACGAAUCAGACGGCAUCCACUGCCACCACUAACGCCACUGCCUCCUCUGACGGACAGAGCCCUGCCACCCCCAAUGACUUCGACGAGACCGUUGUGCUCUCCAUGCUCUUCCUCCAGGCCCUGCGCAACCUGCACAGCACCAGCAGCAUCCGCGAACUGCCCACAGCCCAUAUAACCGCGGCAUUAUCUAAAACACCACCAGUUCUGGACCCUGGCACUACGCUCAUCAUAUGCUCCUGUUACAUCCGCGUGCUGGAGCUCUUCAUCGAACGAUUGCAUGCCAUCCGCGACACACUUCUCUGCGGCGGUAGGAGCAGCCCCGUCGGCGUACCGACGCCAGCAGCAACCGACGGCGCUGCUUCCGCCUCACCUGCCCCUCCGCUCCCUCUACUCGCCCUGCCCACCCUCGCAGCCUGCUCGUGCCCGAUGGACGACUACCCCGUCCUCAAGGUCCGCAUGACGCUGGUUCUUGUCGAGGAGAUCCUGGACGUCAUGAGCGCGCUGAUGCUGCCCAUCAUCCGUGGGCCUUCGUCCACGUCGCCGGCGUCCGGCGGUGGGCUGUGGGAGAAGGAGGAGGAAGAGGAGGAGCGCCGGCGGGCGAUGCCGUGGCGUAGCAGCGGGGCGGCGAUAUUGUCCCAACCGAGUCAGGUGCCUCAGGUCUCGCUGCAGGCUCUGUCCACGCGGGAGGAGGCAGCAUACCAGAUUAUUCGGGACAUUAGGCGGGAUCUGAAGACCAGUCGACGAUUUGUGGUCUAG